GUCAAACUACAGUGGCGAAUACAUUCACUAAUAAUAUUUAUAUUCUUGACAUACGAAAUUACACUUGGAUUACUUCAGUAAAUUUAAAUGUACCUCCAACAACUACCUCAGCUAUACCAACACCUACUGCAAAUCAGCCAACAAUUAUUCAACAAAGUAAUAAUAAUUUAUAUAUUGGAAUUGGUAUUGGUGUGUGUGGAAUUAUUUUAAUUGGAAUAUUGUUUACUGCUGGAUUUUUGAUUUAUAAAAAACUAUAUAAAAAACCUAUUGAAACAUCUGGAUCUAUUAUAAAUGAAAGUAUACGUGAAUCACACUCUUCUGUAGUUUAUGUAUAA
Dentiscutata heterogama is the source of this 335-nucleotide messenger RNA. NCBI's taxonomy places the organism in Eukaryota, Fungi, Glomeromycota, Glomeromycetes, Diversisporales, Gigasporaceae. The record is from the annotation of a GenBank genome assembly.